Molecule: messenger RNA, 2018 nt
Organism: Pyricularia oryzae 70-15
Lineage: Eukaryota; Fungi; Ascomycota; Sordariomycetes; Magnaporthales; Pyriculariaceae
Product: F-box domain-containing protein, variant
Exons: 3
Coding region: 208-1116 (302 amino acids)
Molecular function (GO): protein binding
Source: RefSeq, a predicted model, not a curated record
AAGACUUGCGGUCAGACGCACACCGGCCACGCAUAUCCGGGCCGAGAGAAGUUGAGAAAAAGAAAAGAAAAGAAAAGACGUGUGAUUAUAUUUUCAUCGGACUCGCAUGUGUUGUCCGUAUAUAUUGAACAUUGGGCGCAAUUCUGCUGUUUUUGGUGUCCUGCUAUUUUUUGACUGCUUGAUACGACAAGCACAUACGAAAUAAAAAUGGCAUCUGACACAACAACACCAAUCGACUCGUUGCCGAACGAGAUUCUCGACUCUAUCCUCUCCCCCCUCUCGACCCAGGACCUCAUCAAACUAGCCCCUGUCAACCGCCGCAUAUACACAAUCGUCCUCCGUCUCGUCCAACACCGCCUGGCAGCAGUCCUGGACCAGAAGAGCUCGCAGGAGCUCAUAUUGGAGUGCUACCCUCCCUCGGCAGCCCUGACCACUCCCUACCUCUUCUGCGACUUUGUCGAGACCAGCCGCCUCGACGACAGCGGUUCCACCCUCCUGGACCCAGAAACGGAGCUCGAUGGCAGCAGAAGCAACGGCACCCUGGGUGACCUGCGCAGCCUGUACUCGCGCUUUCGUCCCGUGGCCCAGGAUGAGAACCGUCGCCCCAGGCAUCGGUACACACGGCAGAGCAGCGGCCUAGAGGAUGGGGACGCGGAAGACGCUGUGGUUCCGGAAUCGCCUCCGUCCCUUGACGUUCACCUCGACGAGGGAGACCAGUUCUCCCAGCUGGUGACGGUCACCAACGUCGUCGAGAUGGGCUCCAGGCGGGGGCAGUUCCUGGGCCACACCAACGUCAGCGACGGGGUGCUGAGGGUGUGGAGGGCGUGGCUGGCUGCAGCUACCAGCACCACUUCUGCUGCCGGCGGUCAAGGUGAGCAACGAGAGGCGAUACUGUGGGCUGACGCGGAGAGGCAUGUGGGUGUGAGGUUCAGGGUCUCGAGGAAGGACGCUUGGAGCCAGCCUUUGCUCCUUGGGGCGGAUGAGGACCCGGCUGUCAGCUACAGGCUUGAUUACGAAGAACUCGUGGUCAGGACCAGCCAGCUGCUUCUGACUAUGGAAAGGUCGGCAAGUCAGGUGGCUACAAGCUCAGGUAACGCACUUAUGCUCGUCCUAUAAGCACACAUCAGCCCGCCGAGCCGAGGACUGCACCAACCAAAAUGAACUCUGGGGGGGAGACUGUACAUGCUGUUUGCUGUUUGCUGCUUUUGUUUUGUUCUUGUCUUUUUGUGACGCAUGAAUACGCCCUUGCAAACCCGAUCAGUGUCGGUGCUGCGAGGAGAGACAAGACAGAAAUCAGCGCGGUCGCAAGGGCCAACUAAUGGUCCGGGUAUAGCCGACUAGCGACAGCGGCGCCGGCACCGUUUUACACAUUGAUCCUGAUAUGGGGGUCAGGGGAAAGCCUCUCUCCUACUGUACAACAACCAAGCCGGCGAAUGUGAAAGUUGGGGCUGGGGGGCACGCUGAUGGGCGUAUUGUUUUUUUUGCAAUACCGUCUUGCUGAUCAUUUCCUGGCCAUUCGUGCGUUUGCACCUUUUGUUGCCUUACAGGUUCUUCCAUUUACAUCGACCCGAGAGGCUCGGUUCCACAACCGGUACAGGCUCUCUACUAUCCAUUUUAUCCCAUGCUAGGAUAUGGAGAUGUGAUGGGGUUCGGCAAAGUCAUGGAGGAUCUCAUCAAAGUGGUCUGAAGUGUGGGAUCGGAGAGAUGGAAGCGAUAUAUCACGAUGUGAUUACCUACAUUGGAUGUUAAUGUCAGGACGAGCACUGUGGAGAAGGUGUGAUAUCCUUGGACCCUGGGAAAGAAAUUUGGUCUGGUUGACAGCUCGGUUAUAAAGGCGUUUAGGGUUGUGGAGCAUAUGAGCGGCGAUAAUUUUUCUAUUUUCAGGAUGUUGCUCAUACUUUCUCUGUAUUUUUCUUUGAUCAGGUUUGGUAGUAAGGGGCCUAGACGUGUGACAUUCAUGCAAAAAAGCGUCGUUCAGCCCUGCCGAACGCAUUUACGAACCCUGGCUGCUCGUUUGU